Messenger RNA from Acyrthosiphon pisum (pea aphid), 2147 nucleotides. It is a transcript of the gene Ccdc47, whose product is annotated as coiled-coil domain containing 47. Gene Ontology annotation, cellular component: endoplasmic reticulum. Gene Ontology annotation, biological process: endoplasmic reticulum calcium ion homeostasis. The transcript is spliced from 7 exons. The record is from RefSeq and is marked validated. NCBI's taxonomy places the organism in Eukaryota, Metazoa, Arthropoda, Insecta, Hemiptera, Aphididae. Gene Ontology annotation, molecular function: calcium ion binding. Bases 84 to 1433 code for a protein of 449 amino acids.
CCGAAUCCGUUUAGUAAUUUUUUUAUACCUACUCUACAGUCAAAAUUUUUCAGAAAUCUAAAUUUUUCAAUAACUUGUACAAAAUGAAGUAUUUUCUAGUCAUAUCAUUAUCGAUUCUGAUAUGUUUAGCUCACUGUAAGUUUGAAAUUGAAGAAGUGGACGAGUUUGAGGAGUUUGAGGAGUUGCCUAGAACUGAACCUGACCUGAAACUGAAGGAUGACUCCUCUCCCAUUUUGGAAAAAGCCGAGGCUGAAGUCACUGUUGAAGAUGAUGACGAAUUCGAACAUUUUAACGAUGAAGAGGAAUUUGAAGGUUUUGACACUGAAAGAUUACAUGUCGACGACAAGGAUCCUAAAAUUACCAUUGCUUCUGUACCAGUACCUUUUCAUACAAAGUGGUCGAAUUAUAUAAUGGAAACUCUAUUAAUUGUUGGUAUUGUUGCAUAUUUUGCAAAUUUUUUCUAUGGCCGGUCAAAGAAUGCUCAGUUGGCAGAUAUAUGGUUUAAGACGCACAAAUCUUUAUUAGAAGAUAAUUUUUCUUUAGUUGGUGAUGAUGGUAAAAUUGAAAUAGAGAAUAGUGGCUUGAUCAAAGAAACUGAAAGUACAUAUACAUUAUGGUGCAGUGGUCGCACUUGUUGUGAAGGAAUGUUGGUUGAAUUAAAAUUCAUUAAGAGACAAGAUUUGGCUUCGAUGUUGAAUCAAUUUUUGCGACCUGUUAAGGACGAAGUACAAAUUAAAGUUGAUAUGAACAAAGAAGAUAUGGAUACAUUUGUGUUUUGUGUGGCAUCUAAAAAAACAGCAGCUCGGUGUUCAAAAGAAAUGGCUGACCUUAGUGUAUUUUGUCCGGAACGUAAGCCUGGAGCCAAUUAUGGUUUGACUGAUAGUUUUAGUGUACACAGCGAAUUAGCCGAGGUAUCUUCAUCUAUAUUGGAUGCAAAGACUGUCAACUAUAUUAACAAAUACUCAGAUGUUAUAGACUGUUUACAUUUUUCUGAUAGAUAUUCAGGACUUAAAUUAACGGAUGAAACUGCAAUUCCCACUAAGUUACCAGCAGUAAAAAAAGUAUUGAUAUUCACAUUUACUAUUCCUACUGAUAAAUAUGCUGAUCCUCAGGAAGCUAUUAGUACUAUAUACCCAUUAAUGUCAUUUAUAUUCCAAUGUAUGGAACGUAUUAAACGGUUGAGAAUCAGCAAAGAGGCCAAAAUUAAAGCAGAAAAAAAUAGACUGCGUGUUGAGGAAGCAUUUUUAAAAACUACUCAUGCUGCUCGGGCUGAAGCAGCCGCUGCUAGAAAAGAAGAAAAGAAAAAACUGGAAAAAGAACGAAUUUUAAAAGAGGAUCCAGAGAAGCAACGAAAAUGGGAGGAGAAAGAGAUGAAACGUCAACAGAGGAAAAAGGCACCAAGAAUGAAACAAUUAAAAGUAAAGUCUAUGUAAAAGAUGACUUUUUUUUAAGUUUUUCGUGUUUUUAAUUGUUGGUCUUUGGUUACAUCAAUGAGUAGUUGAUUUUUUUUAGUAUUAAUUUAAUUGUUUAUUUUAUUAAUAUUUAAAAAUUUUCAUUUUAAUAAUUUAUUAAAUUAUGUGUUACUUUUUUUUGGUAUGUUAUUUUUAUGACGUGCCUUUGAAUUGUAUUAAUUCACAAACUAAAUAAUAUGUUUCUUUUCUUUUUCAUUACAUUUAAAAACAAGUUAUCUAUGUGUAAAAAUUAGGUAUAUUUAUAAACAAACUGCCAUUUAUUUUAAAAAGUAUAUACUUACAUUUUAUCACUCAUAAGUUAUGGCAUAAAAUGUAUUUAAUAAGCUAAGUAUAUUAAUUGAUGUCCAAAAAAGAAAAAAACAUAAGAUGUGUUAAUGUUUAAUGUAUGCAAAUAUUAUGUUUCAUGAAUUAUUUGUCAUGUUCCUUAUUAUUAUUUUUGUAUUACAUUGUUUACAUUUUUAUAGUAUAAUGGAAAGAUACCACUUUGAUAAUUUUAAAAACACCUUUGUUCUUUGAAUAAAGUUAACAGUAAAUCACAAUUAAUACAUGAACGUUCAUAUGUUCGCAUUAAAAAAACUAUCAUGGUGGCUAGUGUUAGUUAUUAUUAUCUGUGAUGGUUAAUGGUUAAUAAAAUUGAUGAGUUAAGUUAGUUAAAUAAAACUAUUCCAACCUGAA